GCAGGGGCACAGUUCAAGGGUCAUCCCAGGAGGGAGGAGGGUCCCCCUCCCAGCCUGCGGGCAUCCCCGGGCCCUGGGACCUGGACUUCUGGUCGCCCAGCCAUGGAGCAGCGGUACAGCCGCUGCCGUCGCAUCCUCCUGCUCCUGCCCCUGGUGCUGGGGCUGAGCGCUGCCCCCGGCUGGGCAGGUGCGCCCCCUGUGGAUGUGCUCCGGGCCCUGAGGUUCCCCUCCCUCCCUGAUGGUGUCCGGAAGGCCAGAGGGGUCUGUCCAGCUGAUGUGGCCUACCGCGUGUCCAGGCCCGCCCAGCUCAGUGCACCCACCCGCCAGCUCUUCCCAGGAGGCUUUCCCAAAGAUUUUUCUCUGCUGACUGUUGUCCGGACCCGGCCUGGCCUCCAGGGGCCCCUCCUGACUCUCUACAGUGCCCAGGGUGUCCAGCAGCUGGGCCUGGAGUUGGGUCGACCUGUCCGCUUCCUCUACGUGGACCAGACUGGACGGCCUCGGCCCCCAGCUCAGCCGGUUUUCCGAGGCCUGAGCCUCGCGGAUGGCAAGUGGCACCGAGUGGCUGUGGCUGUGAAGGGCCAGUCUGUCACCCUCAUUGUUGACUGCAAGAAGCGAGUCACCCGGCCCCUUCCCCGAAGUGCUCGUCCUGUGUUGGACACCCGCGGCGUGGUGAUCUUUGGGGCCCGUAUCCUAGAUGAAGAAGUCUUUGAGGGCGAUGUCCAGGAGCUUGUCGUUGUUCCUGGAGUCCAAGCUGCCUACGAGUCCUGUGAACAGAAGGACGUGGAGUGUGAGGGGAGCCAGAGGGAGAGGCCCCAGAACAGGCAGCUUCACAGAGCCCAGCGGUCGCCGAAGCAGAAGCCCUCAAGACUUCACAGGCCGCAGAACCAGGAGCCCCAGCGCCAGUCCCAGCCCUCUGAGUCCCUCUACUAUGACUACGAGCCUCCCUAUUACGAUGAGAUGACCACGGGGACAACCCCUGAUUAUCAGUACCCCGCUCCCGGUGAAGAGGAAGGAGCUCUGGAGUCAAGCCCCCUGCCACUCCCCGAGGAGGAGCAGACAGAUCUCCAGGUCCUCCCCACAGCCGACAGGUUCCUGGCACAGGAGUAUGGGGAGGGAGGCACAGACCCCCCAGCAGGGCUCUACGAUUACACCUAUGGCUAUGGGGAUGAUUAUCGUGAGGAGACGGAGCUUGGCCCUGCACUCUCUGCGGAGACAGCCCCCUCAGGAGCCGUUGCCCAUGGACCCCGGGGGCUGAAGGGAGAGAAGGGAGAGCCUGCGGUGCUGGAACCUGGUAUGUUUGUGGAGGGACCUCCUGGCCCAGAAGGCCCUGCGGGGAUGGCUGGCCCCCCUGGAAUCCAGGGGAACCCAGGCCCGGUUGGAGACCCUGGCGAGAGGGGCCCCCCUGGCCGAGCAGGGCUCCCCGGAUCAGAUGGGGCCCCUGGCCCUCCCGGCACCUCCCUCAUGCUCCCAUUCCGGUUUGGCAGCAGUGGGGGUGACAAGGGCCCCGUGGUGGCCGCGCAGGAGGCUCAGGCCCAGGCGAUUCUGCAGCAGGCGCGGCUGGCACUCCGAGGACCCCCAGGCCCGAUGGGAUACACAGGCCGUCCUGGACCCUUGGGGCAGCCCGGGAGCCCUGGCUUGAAAGGAGAAUCGGGAGACCUAGGGCCUCAGGGCCCCAGAGGACCUCAGGGUCUCGCGGGCCCUCCUGGCAAAGCUGGGCGGAGGGGCCGAGCGGGUGCCGAUGGAGCCCGAGGGAUGCCGGGGGAACCUGGAGUGAAGGGUGAUCGAGGUUUUGAUGGUCUCCCAGGUCUACCUGGGGAGAAAGGACACAGGGGUGAUACUGGUGCCCAGGGCCUUCCCGGGCCCCCUGGUGAAGAUGGAGAGCGGGGAGAUGAUGGGGAGAUCGGGCCCCGCGGGCUGCCUGGAGAGUCGGGACCGCGAGGACUCCUUGGUCCGAAAGGCCCCCCUGGUAUCCCUGGGCCCCCGGGAGUCCGAGGCAUGGAUGGACCCCAUGGUCCCAAAGGGAGCUUGGGACCCCAGGGAGAGCCAGGACCUCCUGGACAGCAGGGCACUCCUGGGACCCAGGGGCUCCCCGGUCCUCAGGGUGCCAUCGGCCCUCAUGGUGAGAAGGGCCCUCGAGGGAAACCAGGGCUCCCUGGCAUGCCUGGCACAGAUGGUCUCCCGGGCCACCCUGGGAAGGAAGGUCCUCCUGGAACCAAAGGAAACCAGGGCCCAUCUGGACCUCAGGGUCCUUUAGGAUACCCAGGACCUCGAGGUGUCAAGGGUGUGGAUGGAAUUCGGGGUCUGAAGGGUCACAAAGGUGAAAAGGGCGAGGAUGGCUUUCCCGGGUUCAAAGGUGACAUAGGCGUGAAAGGUGACAGGGGCGAGGUUGGAGUUCCUGGUUCCCGGGGAGAAGAUGGUCCUGAGGGGCCGAAAGGACGCACAGGACCCACCGGAGACCCUGGGCCUCCCGGGCUCCUGGGCGAGAAGGGCAAGCUAGGUGUUCCUGGCCUACCUGGCUACCCUGGACGCCAGGGUCCCAAGGGAUCCCUGGGAUUUCCUGGUUUCCCUGGAGCCAGUGGGGAGAAAGGAGCCCGAGGUCUGUCAGGGAAAGCAGGACCUCGGGGCGAGCGAGGCCCCACGGGCCCACGGGGCCAGCGGGGACCCCGAGGAGCCACCGGCAAGUCUGGAGCUAAGGGAACGUCAGGAGGUGAUGGCCCCCAUGGGCCCCCUGGAGAGAGGGGCCUCCCUGGACCUCAGGGCCCCAAUGGAUUUCCAGGGCCCAAAGGCCCCCCGGGUCCCCCCGGGAAGGAUGGGUUGCCUGGACACCCAGGCCAGAGAGGAGAAGUGGGCUUCCAAGGGAAGACGGGCCCUCCUGGCCCCCCUGGCGUGGUGGGACCCCAGGGAGCAGCAGGAGAAAGCGGUCCCAUGGGGGAGAGAGGUCACCCAGGCCCCCCAGGCCCUCCUGGAGAGCAGGGACUGCCUGGAACAGCUGGAAAAGAAGGAACAAAGGGUGACCCUGGCCCCCCUGGGGCUCCAGGGAAAGAUGGCCCAGCUGGUUUGAGGGGCUUCCCAGGGGAGAGAGGCCUCCCAGGCACUGCUGGUGGACCUGGCUUGAAGGGGAAUGAAGGUCCAGCUGGUCCUCCUGGCCCUGCAGGCUCCCCUGGAGAACGAGGUGCAGCAGGAUCAGGGGGACCCAUAGGUCCCCCAGGGCGCCCAGGCCCACAGGGUCCCCCAGGAGCAGCAGGCGAGAAAGGCGUCCCGGGUGAGAAGGGUCCUAUUGGUCCCACUGGCCGCGAUGGAGUGCAGGGUCCUGUGGGACUUCCUGGCCCUGCUGGGCCCCCUGGCGUGGCUGGAGAAGAUGGUGACAAGGGUGAGGUGGGAGACCCUGGACAGAAGGGCACCAAAGGGAACAAGGGUGAACACGGCCCUCCUGGCCCUCCUGGACCCAUUGGUCCUGUGGGGCAGCCUGGAGCCGCGGGAGCUGAUGGGGAGCCUGGAGCGCGAGGUCCCCAGGGACACUUUGGAGCUAAAGGUGAUGAAGGCACAAGAGGAUUUAAUGGACCCCCAGGACCCAUCGGCCUACAGGGCUUGCCAGGCCCGUCUGGGGAGAAGGGAGAAAUAGGAGAUGUGGGUCCCCUGGGACCUCCCGGCCCCCCAGGACCUCGCGGCCCUGCUGGACCCAACGGUGCUGAUGGCCCACAAGGUCCCCCAGGAGGUGUUGGGAAUCUAGGACCCCCUGGAGAGAAGGGGGAACCAGGAGAACCAGGAUCUCCAGGGGUCCAGGGUGAGCCGGGUGUCAAGGGCCCGCGAGGGGAGCGUGGAGAGAAAGGCGAGUCUGGGCAGGCUGGAGAGGCUGGACCACCUGGUCCUAAAGGCCCCACAGGCGACGAUGGCCCCAAAGGCAACCCUGGGCCUGUCGGUUUCCCUGGCGACCCCGGCCCUCCUGGAGCAGUCGGCCCUAGGGGCCAGGAUGGUGCUAAGGGCGACCGAGGAGAGGAUGGCGAGCCAGGCCAGCCUGGAUCUCCUGGGCCCACUGGGGAAAAUGGGCCACCUGGACCACUGGGGAAGAGGGGUCCAGCAGGCACGCCCGGCCCGGAGGGGCGACAGGGAGAGAAGGGAGCCAAGGGGGACUCUGGUGCUGUGGGUGCCCCGGGGAAGACAGGCCCUGUGGGUCCUGCUGGCCCAGCAGGAAAGCCUGGCCCUGAUGGGCUGAGAGGACUCCCGGGUUCAGUGGGUCAACAAGGCCGUCCUGGAGCCACGGGCCAGGCCGGGCCCCCAGGUCCUGUGGGACCCCCAGGGCUUCCUGGCCUCCGCGGUGAUGCAGGAGCCAAGGGGGAGAAGGGCCACCCAGGUCUCAUUGGUCUGAUCGGCCCCCCAGGAGAGCAAGGAGAGAAGGGUGACCGGGGACUUCCUGGCCCUCAGGGCUCCCCUGGACAGAAAGGAGAGACGGGUAUCGCAGGAGGAUCUGGCCCCAUCGGUCCUGGAGGGCCUCCUGGCCACCCUGGACCUGCUGGCCCCAAAGGAGCCAAAGGAGCCACAGGCCCAGCUGGACCAAAGGGAGAGAAGGGCGUGCAGGGUCCCCCAGGACACCCGGGCCCCCCGGGCGAGGUCAUCCAGCCACUGCCCAUCCAGAUGCCCAAGAAGACUCGUCGCUCAGUGGACGGGAGCCGCCUGAUGCAGGAAGAUGAGGCCAUGCCGACUGGGGGUGCUCCGGGCAGCCCUGGGGGGCUGGAGGAGAUCUUUGGCUCCCUGGACUCCCUGCGGGAGGAGAUUGAGCAGAUGAGGCGGCCGACGGGGACCCAGGACAGCCCUGCUCGCACCUGCCAGGACCUGAGGCUCUGCCACCCCGAGCUGCCCGAUGGAGAGUACUGGGUGGACCCCAACCAGGGCUGUGCCCGGGAUGCCUUCCGAGUUUUCUGCAACUUUACAGCAGGAGGAGAGACGUGCGUGACACCCAGGGAUGACAUCACCCAGUUCUCCUAUGUGGACUCAGAGGGUUCCCCAGUGGGUGUGGUCCAGCUCACCUUCCUGCGCCUGCUCAGCGUCUCCGCCCACCAGGACGUCUCCUAUCCCUGCUCUAAAGCAGCCCUCGAUGGUCCCCUGAGACUUCGGGGGGCCAACGAGGACGAGCUGAGCCCAGAGACCAGCCCUUAUGUCAAGGAGUUCCGAGAUGGCUGUCAGACACAGCAUGGCCGCACGGUGCUGGAGGUGCGCACCCCGGUGCUGGAGCAGCUGCCCGUGCUGGAUGCCUCCUUCUCAGACCUGGGGACCCCCCCAAGGCGGGGAGGGGUGCUGCUGGGCCCGGUCUGCUUCAUGGGCUAGGACCUUUUGGUCUGACCUGUCUGUCACCACCAGGCCCACCUGGAAUCACAUGGCACUGGCUCUGCUCUGCGCCACCUCCCUCCAGGGCUCCUCUCCAUCAGGGCCUUGGGCCAGGACACCGAGGGCCCCCAGCGAGGGGCAGUCAGGGGAGGGGUGAUUCUGGGUGCUGGGAACACCCCAGGGGAGGGUGGCAUCAGCAGCUUCUGGGACUCCCACCUGGAGCCUGUGACCCAUCAGAGAGCUGAGACCCUUAUUUAAAACUCACCUGCCGAUCACCCCAAACAAGUGGAAGAGAAGAGAAAGGACACUGUGUAUUUUGUAUUUAAAAGUAAUUAUAUUAAUUAUUUAAAGAGUGAAAAGCACUAUAACAAAAAGGAUAAAGAGAGAAAUGCCAACAGAAGUGCCCGGAUGUUGAAGACAGGCUCUCUGAGGGUGGGCCGCACCCCACCUUUGCCUCAGGGCCUUCCUCAGGGACUGUGUGUGUGUGGGUGGCUGGCUGAACUCCACCCCCGCACACCCCCAGUAGCACCCACUGUGAAAGCUGCAACACACAGUCUUCGCAGGGCCCUGACUUUCCCUUGGGUGGGGCUCCCUUGUCCCUACCUGCCAGGGGUUGGCUCCCUGCCUGGACACUUGUUGUCCUGUGUCACUUGGCUUGGGUCUGGCAGUUGCUGGUUGCUACUUGAGGACCCAGUUAUGCUCCCAGAGAAGACAUGGAAUGCUGAGGCCAGCAGAUUCUUAAAUGCUGAGGUUCUUCUGUAUGGGCUGGUAAAUCACCAUGGCCCUGAACUCUGGGAGCAUCUCAUUGUCAUCCUGGUCACCCUGGCCCUCCUCUGGACCACUUCCCCGAACCUGCAAUUGAAGGGUUAAUGUGUGGCCCAAGGAUGAAAGGGGGGGACACCAGGAACCUGCCUGGCCCCAAGCCCUGUGUCCCUCUG
Messenger RNA from Octodon degus (degu), 6260 nucleotides. It is a transcript of the gene Col11a2, whose product is annotated as collagen type XI alpha 2 chain. The record is from RefSeq and is a predicted model, not a curated record. Gene Ontology annotation, molecular function: heparin binding; extracellular matrix structural constituent. The coding region runs from base 103 to 5322 and encodes 1739 amino acids. The transcript is spliced from 67 exons. Lineage: Eukaryota; Metazoa; Chordata; Mammalia; Rodentia; Octodontidae.